AUGAUACGCGAUCAGUCACGAUGUGGAUCAUGUUGGGCAUUUGGAGCAGUAGAAGCAAUCAGUGAUCGUAUCUGCAUACAAUCACAUGUAAAACGAUCUGUUGAACUGACUGCUCUUGAUGUAAUAAGCUGUUGUCCUGACUGUGGAUUUGGUUGUGAAGGUGGUUUUCCUGGUGCCGCUUGGGAUUUUUGGGUGGAUGAAGGUAUUGUCACUGGUAGUUCUAAAGAGAAUCCCACUGGCUGUCAACCAUAUCCAUUCCCUAAAUGUGAACAUCAUAGUGAAGGAAAAUAUCCUGCAUGUGGUACGAAAACCUACAAAACUCCUCAAUGUAAACACACUUGUCAGAAAAGUUAUAAAAUCCCUUACAUGAAAGAUAAACACAGUGGUAAAUUCUCUUACAAUGUUCUUCCUAACGAAAAAGCUAUUCAAAAAGAUAUUAUGAAAUAUGGACCAGUCGAAGCAGUAUUUGUUGUUUAUGCAGAUUUUCUUAAUUAUAAAUCUGGAAUUUAUAAAAAUAUGACUGAUAAAGUUGUUGGUGGACAUGCUAUUCGUAUAAAUGGAUGGGGUGUUGAAAAGAAAACCCCAUAUUGGUUGAUUGCUAAUUCAUGGAAUGAAGAUUGGGGUGAGAAUGGUUAUUUCCGAAUAGUACGUGGAAGUAAUGUAUGUGGCAUUGAAUCUGAGAUAACAGCUGGACGCGUCAAAUAA
Messenger RNA from Schistosoma turkestanicum, 705 nucleotides. Lineage: Eukaryota; Metazoa; Platyhelminthes; Trematoda; Strigeidida; Schistosomatidae. The record is from the annotation of a GenBank genome assembly.